This is a messenger RNA of Ahaetulla prasina, 5179 nucleotides long. RefSeq names its product family with sequence similarity 83 member B (gene SACK1B). The transcript is spliced from 6 exons. Gene Ontology annotation, cellular component: cytoplasm; membrane. The record is from RefSeq and is a predicted model, not a curated record. Lineage: Eukaryota; Metazoa; Chordata; Lepidosauria; Squamata; Colubridae. Bases 297 to 3425 code for a protein of 1042 amino acids. Gene Ontology annotation, biological process: epidermal growth factor receptor signaling pathway.
AGGGCGGGAAAUACCUGGGAGGAAGACGGAACAGCGUCCCGACUUGAAGCUCUCAGCACUUUUUCCCAACAGGACCCGGGCGGUUUAUAGCAGUCGAGCGGCGGGAAAAGCUCGGGGGAUCCUCGCUCGCCGGGACUCAGCGAACACCUUCCAGAUGUCUUGUCAAAUUUUGCCAUAAUCCCUUGCUUUUGGAUGAACUGAUUGGACUGAGGCGAGUUGAAGUUUGAAAUACCUGAUAUAUUCCAUAGUGUAUGCAUGGAGGUUUAAGAAAUCUUUGAUCCAAAAUAACUCUGAAAAUGGAAACCUCAUCUUUGCUGUCAUCUUUACAUGAUGAAUGCAGAUCCGACAACUACCUUGAGCCGCACUACAAGGAAUGUUACAGACUUGCCAUUGAUGUGUUAAUUGAAAGUGGUUCAGAGGCUUACCAAGAAUUUCUUGCUAAGGAAAGAUGUUCUGAGUUUCUGGCAGAAGAUGAGAUUAAUUAUAUAUUAAACACUGUUCAGAAAAUCCCCCCAAACAUGGUUUAUGCUACUGACAACAGUGUUGAUGAUGCCUCUUCCUCAGGAACAUACUGGCCUAUGGAAUCCGAUGUGGAAGCACCUAAUCUUGACUUGGGUUGGCCUUACGUAAUGCCUGGAAUUUCUGGUGGUACAAAUAUUGAACUUCUUUUCCACCCACCACGAAUACAACCUUUUACAAUAAAAGAAACUAUUAGGAAGAUGAUUAAAGAAGCAAGAAAGGUUAUUGCCAUAGUUAUGGAUAUAUUUACAGAUGUAGAUAUUUUCAAAGAAAUUGUAGAAGCAUCUACCAGAGGAAUUUCAGUCUAUCUUCUGCUAGACGAAUCAAACUUCAGCCAUUUUCUUAAGAUGACAGAGAAACAAGGUUGCCAAGUCCAAAGGCUCAGGAACAUGAGAGUACGUACUGUACAAGGACAAGAUUAUUUCUCCAAGUCAGGGGCAAAAUUUCAUGGAAAAAUGGAGCAAAAGUUUCUUCUUGUUGACUGUAAGAAAGUUAUGUAUGGUACCUACAGCUUUAUGUGGUCAUUUGAAAAAGCCAAUCUCAGUAUGGUCCAGAUAAUCACAGGACAGCUUGUUGAAUCAUUUGAUGAAGAAUUUAGGACACUGUAUGCCCGUUCUUCUGUUCCCAGUUCAUUUGCUCCUGAAUUAGUUAGAAUCAAUAGCUGCCGAGCACUCUGGGAAAAUGAAGCCUAUCAGCACUCACGUUCUUCUUUAGCUUCCAUUUCCAGUCAGCGUAACCAUUCCGGGUGGCAAGACAAAAUUCAUAAUUUGGAUCCCACCAUUCUGAACACACGACAUACUGCUAGAUAUGGAAUAAAUGAAAAUGACCAGUUCAAUCCUAGAAAUCAUCACCUUCAUAAACCCCCAUUUGCUCCAGGUUUCCAUAUGCAGAAUAGAAUACAGCAGUAUCAGCCCAAUGAUGUAAAUGAACAUUGGAAAAGGCACAGUUAUGCAGGGGAGAAGCCAGAAAGGACUCCUUAUUUGAUGCUCAAUAGAACAACUAAUCGGGCAAAUAAUCCAUCAAACCUUUGGAAAGUACCUUCCGAUAGCCUCAGUAUUGUAUCUUCAUUGCACGGGAGCCAUACCAAUCACAAGGUGCCUCAACAGAGCUUAGCUGACCGAUUUCCACCGCCAAAGCUCAAUAUCGCAGACAGGAACUCGAUUAUACGGAGAUCUUUCAAUGGCACUGACAGCCAUAUCCGUUUUCUCCAGCAGAGAAUGCCAACCCUUGAGCGCACCACAAAAUCUUUCCUACGCAACUGGCGCAUUGAAUCAUAUUUAAACGACCAGUCAGAUUUCCCGGCGGAUUCAAACGGUUCAGGGUUAGGAGAUAGGGCCGAGAGUUAUGAUGCAGCAGAUAAUAUCAAAGCCCAUGCCCUUUAUGCCCAUUCUCGGCUUCGCUCCUCGUUUGUUUUCAAGCCCACAUUGCCAGAACAGAAAGAAGUAAACAGCUGUGCCAGUUCUUCCAAUUCAACGAUCAUUGGUUCAGAAGGCAGUGAAACACCUAAAGCAACCCCCAAUCAUAACCUUAAACAGAAAGAUGAAACCGAUGGCACUAAGGCUGAACCAAGCCCUAACAUCCCACUGGAGCCUGAUAUAGUAAAAAAUCAUACCUUGCAGAUUUCAGAAGAUAUAAAGCCAAGUGCAGCAUUACCUGUUUCUAAGGAGAAACCUCCUUAUAUAUAUUCUUCUCUAAACAGAAGCAAGCCAGGAGAAUUUCGAAAGAAUCCUCAAAAUGAAAAUAUGUUGAAAAGGCGAAGUUUUCCUAUGUUUGAUCAUUCAAAGUCUAUUAUGGAUCAUGGUGACAGCAAAGAGGCAUCCAGUUAUAUUUACAGUACAUUAAAUAGGAAUAGAUUUAAGCAUCCAAAGCCCCCUCUAGAAGAUAGCUGUAAAAACUCAAAAAGCUUGCACAGUACAACAAAUCACGUGUCAGAUAAGGAUAAAAACUAUGAAAUCGAACCAAAAGAGUCGCCUAGUGCCAAGGCUGUUUCUGUAGCUGCACUAGUUGAAUCUAGCAAAGAAGAACCUAAUAAAGAUGCCUUGUCAAAGAAAGAAAAUAAGCAUUCCCCAAAUUUCCUGAAAAAGGGAUCACAGAAACUAAGGUCUUUGUUGAACCUUACACCAGAAAAGAAGGAAAAUUUGUCCAAAAACAAAACUCCUGCUUUUUAUAGAAUGUGUAGCAGUUCUGACACUUUGACGUCAGAAUGUGAUGAAAAUCAAAAACCCAAAACCUCUGAAACAAAGAUGGAUUGUUCUCCUAGAAGGAAAAGAACCUCCUCAUCAAAUUCACAAGGGAGCCUACAUAAGAGUAAAGAAGAUAUUGCCAUCAGGCCUAAAUCACCCAAAUCUCCCAAGUCUCCCAAGCCCCCCAAGUCUCCCAGGCCUCCAAAAGCUCCAUCCGAUGAAAAUGCUAAAAGAGGGCCUACCGUGAAACCCUUGGAAAGCAUCCUGUUAGAAGUACCUCCUGGUGACCCUUCAGCCCCCAGAUUUAAUACAGAACAAAUUCAGUACCAAGAUGUUAGAGAGUUGCGUGCCAAUGCAAACCGUGAGCGAGUAGCCCAGCCUGUUCAAGCAAUCCCUCCGCAAAGAAUGGGUGGGCCAGGCUCUCGCCUGCCCAGCCCAAAGCCUCAUGAAGAGCUCAUAAGACCUCGCUUCACUGAAAGGCGGGUUUACAGUCGCUUUGAACCAUUCUGCAAAAUAGAAAACUCGGCUCAGCCAAUGAGCAACACAACCAAAGCCAGCAGUCAUUUGCCAGAGGGAAAUAGCAAGACCACCCAUAAUAAUUAUGGAAGGAGCAAUCAGGUGCUUACUUACAAUCCUGGUUUAUAUCACCCACUGCAUCCAAACGAAAACAAAUUUCGAGGAAUUAUGCAAAAGUUUGGGAAUUUUUUGUAUAAAAACAAGUGAAACCUGGGUGAGGGAGUGACUUCUAAAAACCUUUCAGUGUUGUAAAUACCUUACAAAUUAGACUGAUGGGCAGCUUUCAUAAAGCUUAAUGGUAUAGUUAUUGCAGAACACUGCCGUAUAUGUAUAUAAUAAUCAUUCCAAAACAUUGGCUAGAUGGAAGUUUUGGAAUUGGGUUUUUAUGUAUUUGUAUAUUAAAUUUGAGAUUUGCUCAAAUUCACUUUGAUGCUUCAUAUUUUAAAAAUAAUAAUAAAAAAUAUGACAUAGCAAGCCAAAGAAAUCAUUUGAACUCCAAUCACAAAAAGAUCACUUAUUUCACAAUAUUUCUCCCUUUUUCAUAAUAAAUCCUCAUUCGUAAUUCAUCACAGUCUAUCUGCUUUUUAGUUUUUCCUUCUCUAAAGGAAAUAUGUAACUUUGUACAUAAUAUAUUUUUUUAUUGGAAGUGCAGAAUUAUUCUCUAUCUACAAUUUUCAGUAGCAACCACAUGUACAUCAUAUGCAAACUCACCAGUUAAGAGUUAGUUUUAUGUAUGAAUCAAGCUACCAUGACUUUUCUCACAACUUGGGUGUUCAGGAAAUUGACAUGGGCUUGCCAUUUUAUCUCUUCUUGCAUGUAUAGUCCCUAUUUCCUGAUUUUCUCUAACCAUACUUGUCACUUUGGGAACUAAUAACUUCUAAUGCCUCAUAACAUGGUUUGCAACUUUCAAACAAGUUAACCGCAUUUUGUCAUUUUACAAAUCACCACUAAACUAGUGUUAGGGAAAAUAGAAGUUAGGGAAGAAAUCCAUAUGCAAAGAGGAGGUAACUUCCAACUCAUCUCCAGGCAAGAUUCUUAGGCCUAGACAAUUGUUUUAUUAAAUCUGGAUAUGGUGCAACAUAUUGAAUUACUCUCAUUGCCUUUUCAGUAUUUACAUAUUUUAUGUAGCAAAAGGCAGAGUUGUUUUAUCUUCUACAACCGCACAGUCAUAAAACACAUAUGCUACUUGUAAUGGAUGACCCAAAAUGUCUGUCUUAAUGAACUACUGAUGCUGUUGCUGCUAUCAGAUUCUUGAAAAGUCCUGGUUUUAGAAAAUCACACAUCCAUAGUUUUUUCUGCUUCUAUUAUGACACCAUUUUAUGAUCACUGGGCGGUGCAAAAAUAAGGUGUUUUAGAAAAUGAGUCUUAAUUUAAAGCAUGUGAGUCCUCUAAGGAUAUAAGACAAGCCAGGAUACUGGAUGCUUUGUCAACAUAAGCAGGCAAGGGUUGGUUUUUACCAUAAUAAUCUCAACUCCCCUGAGGUUUUUAUAUGUGUCUGUGUCCAUGCAUGUGAAUGUCAAGUUCAGUAUUCAAAUCAGAGUAAACCUUACAUAAGUAGAUCUGCAAUGUCUGCAGAAUGAUUUAUAGCAAAGAUUGAAUCACAAGGUUCAUUGAUGAGUUAGUUGAAACAAAAAACCUUAAUUUUUAGUAUGGCAUGUUACACUUUCACAGUCAUUAAAUACAAGGUCUUCAAUACCUCAGAACUUAAAUGUUAACAACUUACAUUGUUUAACAACUUACAUGUUUACAUUAAAAUAUUUUGUAAUUGAAGUAUUUUCUUUAAUCCAAUAUUAUGUCAAUAUUGAUAUCGUUCCUCUGAAGUUCUAAAGCACAUGGGAGAAAAACCAUCAUAUAAAUUCCUGAUAAAAAAGUCAGAUUUUUCUUAAUAAAUGGUAUGCUGCCAGCCAUUCCCGUGUUAAUCUUCCAGACCACUUUCCCAUAGGAUUGCAUUAUAUUCAAAA